Messenger RNA from Ambispora leptoticha, 1503 nucleotides. NCBI's taxonomy places the organism in Eukaryota, Fungi, Glomeromycota, Glomeromycetes, Archaeosporales, Ambisporaceae. The record is from the annotation of a GenBank genome assembly.
AUGAAGUUAAUUCAACAUGAUCAAAAUUGUCUAACACUUAUACAGACAUUUAAAGCACGUGGAUUAUAUUUUACAAAGUUUUCUGCGCCAUUAAUUGAGGAUAUUGCUGCGCUUAAACCUCGUGAUGUUGUAAACCAUGUUUGUUCAGAAGUAGGAGCUGAAGCGUCAUAUAUAACAGCAUGGAGAAGCCUGACUGCUAAUAAAAAAUGCAAGGCAGAAGAAAUAGACAAAAGUUAUCAAUGUAUAAAACCAUUACUUAAUCAUUUACUUGCAACAAACCCGGGAAGUAUUGUUUCAUUUGAGACUGAUGCUGAAAAUCGAUUUACUCGUGCAUUUCUUUGUCUACAACCAUGGAUUAAGGCUGCUGAACAUAGUAGAACUUUAUAUACCCUUGAUGCAUACCAUUCAAAAUCAAGCUAUAAGGGCAUGUAUUUUUGUGCAAACGCAAUUGAAGGUGAAGAAAAACUUGUUCCAAUAGCAUUUGCUAUUGGAUCUGCUGAAAAUUCAGAUAAUUGGUUAUGGUUUUGUAAAAACUUAUAUAAAGCUCUUCCAAUAAUGAAUUUCAACGAAUCAGUAGUCAUAAAUGAUCGUGAAAAGGGUAUUAUAGAUGCUGUAAAAAUGAAACUUCCUAAUGCUUUUCAUGCAUAUUGUGUAUGGCAUAUUGAGAAAAACAUUAACACGAAAUUUCGAACAAAACUUGAAGGCAAAAUUUGGGCUGCAGCAAAAUUAUUGCAUGUAGAAGGUUUUAACAAGGUUAUGGAAGAAAUUUCUAAUCUGCAUACUGAAGCUGCUACUUAUCACAAUGAAAUACCUUCUGAGACAUGGACUCUGUGUAAAUAUCCACGAAAUAGAUUUGGACAUCUCACUUCUAAUGUAUCGGAAUCUUUUAAUUCUUGGUUAUAUGAUGAACGUCUUACAGAACUGUUUGAAGCAAUUAUUUUACUUAUACGUAAUGUCAACACGCUUUACUACAAUCGUCGCACAACAUAUUCCUCAGUGAAGACAAUUUUACUACAAACUACUACUCGACAACUCCAAUCUGUUAUUGACAAAUGUUGUAACAGGAUAGUGCAUCAAACUAAUGAAUCAGUUUUUGAAGUAAAGAGUAACGAUGACAAUUUUUGUGUUGUAGAUCUUGCCUUAUUAACCUGCACUUGUCAACAAUUUCAACAGUACCGAUUUCCUUGUAUCCAUGCCUGUGCCGCUAUUCUCAAAACUCACCAGCAGCCAUCACAAUUUACACAUUUUACAUACUACACUGCUACUCUUCAAAAUGUUUAUAAAGAGUCUGUUCAGCCUGUGGAUGUAAAAAUGUGUCUUUCCGAUAAUCAAACAUUACCUCCAGCAACAAUUAAACAAGCAGAUCAACCACGAAAAAUUCGGUUACACAGUUAUGGAGAAGUUGCUCCAGAAAAUCAAAUUACUUGCGAAAAGUGUGGUAAAAAAGACCAUAAUUCACGUACUUGUGGCCGGCGACAAAAAAAAACAAUUAAGAAAGUUUAA